GAGAGGCAUUCGGUAGUUACCCGUAAACAACAUGGAGGGGAGUAAGUCAUGUGGAAACUUUUAUUGCCCAUUAUUAGUGAUGUUAUCAAACUUAAAGAAUAAGUCAUAACGUACUCUGAAAUGAAACAUUUAAAAUGUAAUUAUAGUAUCAAAGGUCACUGACAAAAUUGGCCUGUCGAGGAGUAAAUAACUGAAAAAUGAAGAAUUCUUGCAACUGGUCAAAAGAGGAUUAUUUCCCAGCAUUAAUACAUGCAGAUAAAAGAUCUCAUCAAUCUUUGGAAUUUUUUGUUGAUGAUCUCCAUGCCGAAAAAGAGGCUACAAUAACAACAUUUCUAAGCCAUUCUGGUGCAGAGGAUUUUUUGUGGGGUCUUGCAAAACUACUUGGCAGUGAGAGUCCAAGAGUUGCUGGAAAUGCAGCCUACAUUAUUGGAACUUUGGCUGAAUCUGAGCUGGGAUGCUACAGAAUUUUGGGUCUAUCCAAAAGUCCUCAUGCCGAAAGUAGAAGAAUAUUACCUGACCUGACAAAUAUGUUAGGCUUUGAUGAUUCUGAGAGUGUGAUGAAUGCUGCUGGAACUAUGGGAACUUUGGCUGAGAGUCAUGAAGGGAGAGAAUGGAUACUAAGUGAGCCGUGCCUUAAUGAUUUGCUAAAUAAGGUGACGUUUCUCUUACAUGCUGACAACAUGUGGACAGCCAGCAAUGCUGCUCUGGUUUUAGCUAGAUUAAGUAUAUCUGAAAAUGGAUGCCUAAGUGUUCUUAAACAUGAAAAUUCACAACAAAUUUUGUCAAAGAUAGUACAGUCACUGGGUGUUGAUGAAGCAGGGAGAGGUAUGAAUGCAGCAUUUGCUAUUGGAAGGCUUUGUGAUAUGGAGGAAGGAAGAAAAAGACUACUGCAACUGGUUGAGUCAGAGAGAAUGAUAUCUGCCUUAGCAAAGAUGUUAUGUUGUGAAGACACUGGUGCUAGUAAAAAUGCAUGUUUUGCAUUGAGCUGUCUUGCCACAAAUCCAGAGGGCCAUACAAGAAUCCUUAAUAACCUCCAUUCUGAUGAUGUCAUUAAUACUCUAACCAAUCUGUUAAAUGCAGACGACAGUGAAACUGGCUGGUUUGCAGCCAUGACACUAAGAACACUUGCUAGUCAACCUCGAGGCUGUCUGAGGCUUAGAGAACAUUCUAAAGUUAUUCCUUCAUUAAAGGUUGUGUCAUUAAAAGAAGAUAUAAAUGCAGAUCUUAAAGAAGAAGCCUGUAUUACAUUAGAAAUAUUAAAGAAAUUAGAAAAACCUUUACCUCCUAAUGUGGAAGUGGUUGGUUCAAAUAUGGUGAAGUGUUCAUGGGAUCCUAUCUCUACAAAGAGUGGAUUUCCUGUAAGGUACCAGAUUUUUGAUGGUACAAAAUGUGUCUAUACGGGUAAAGAAACACAUUGUGAUGUAACUGGUUUGCAUCCAUGCCAACAAUACUCAUAUAAAUUACGGGCAUACACAGAAGGAGACGAGAGUCCUUUUAGUGACCCUGUUCCUAUAGUAACUGAAGAAGCUGUACCUACAGCACCUCAGAAUAUAAGGAUUGUAGGAUACACUAUAUCACAGUUAAAGGUUGGAUGGGAUCCUCCAGAUCAGAUAAAUGGUACAAUUAAAGGUUACCAUGUAUAUUUAGGAGAAAAGAUGCAUGAACAUACAACAGAACUGCAAUGUAUUAUUUCUGGUUUACAACCCAGUACAUCAUAUGAAAUAUCGAUAAGUGCUUCAACUUCCAAGGGUAAGGGAGAGAAAGCCCACAUUACUGGGUCUACAUCAGAUUUAGGUGCUCAUGCCCCUUCAAAACCUCAUGUUCAGGUGAUAGGAAGAAAUGAACUUCAUAUUACAUGGGAACCACCUGAACAACCGCUGGGGAAAAUUAAUCGGUACGACUUAUCCAUGAAUAAUAAAGUGUUGUAUUCUGGGACAGACCAUGCCUUCACUGCCAGAAGACUUACGCCUGAUACAGAAUAUAAUGUUGUGGUAACUUGUCUUACAAAUGAAGGGAAAUUUGAAAGUAAACCAACAAAGAAAAGGACAGCCAAGGAUGAAUAUGAUUCCGAUAGACCCCCUCUGUAUCAACCUCCAUCUGAAAGGAAGGAUAGUAUUAGUGCUGACAAACCACAACCAAUACUGGGAAAGAAAAAAACUAGUCUUCUUGAUAAGAAAAGAGUUUCAAGUGCUAAACAGCCAUCAUAUAAAGAAAGAAGUAGAACACCUGGCGAUGCAUCAUCCAUUGGUAACCGUCCAACUUCAGCAAAAAGUGAAACAUCCUCAGCAUUGCAAGAUAAACAGUCAAUAGGUGAACAGCAUGAAAACCCACUGAGAGACCAAAUAAGAGUUAUUACUCCUAAGAAAAGUGAUUCAAGACCAAAUUCUCGAAAGCUUAACGGAAUGUAUUCACCAGCAUUUAGAGAUCAAAAGCAUCAUCAACAAAAACAAAAUUAUCCGAAAACGGACAAGAAUUCAAUGAUGAAAUUUACAGUACCAUUAAGUCGUGUUUCAAUGCAGGACGACCCAGAUAAAACUUCGGAAGUUGUUCAUGAAAGUAUUAAACGUGGUUUAUCAUUUGUUGAACAAAGUAAUAGUAAUUCAAUUAAAGUUGAAAGGUCAAGGACGUUUGUAAAUAGUGGUAGAUAUAGGACUAGAGGUCAGAAAAUUGAAGCUAUGCUAGGUAAUAGUACAAAAAUUAACCCAGAUUUAAUACCUACGGCAGUAUCGGUUGAAAAAUUUAGUGUUCAUCAAAUUCCACCUAAUGCUAAUGUAGGAUCAACAAAAGAUUCUUAUAAACCAAUUCUUAAUGAUCUGCCUCCUACAAAGCAUAAACACCACAAUAACGGGGAUGUAAGAACAUGUGAUAAACAUCCAGAAAAAGUUCAAAGUUCAAAUGAAAGAUUACGAAAUUCAAUGGAAAGACAUCAUAGUACUUUAGAUAAUGUUAGGACCUCAUCGGACAGAGUGCAUAGUUCCUCUACAAGGACACAAGAUAAAAUGAGAAACUCACAGGAAAUGAAACCAUUACCUAAACCUAAACCUCCUAGUCAACAAUAUCUUAAAGAAUCAGUUUCAAACACUCCUCUUGGUUCACGAUCUCUACCUAGUCCAAGAACCUCAAAAGAAUUUGCUAGAGAAUUUGACCACCACGAUCCAGAAUGGCUGACAAGACGCUUCUUAGAUAUUCCUACUCGGAUCCCAAAGAAUUUUUUGUCCCCAUCGGGACACGCUAGUGACAGUUCUUACUUCCUGGAUAUGCAGGAAGCAUUUAUCCAGCGGCAAAAUACUUAUGUAAAUUCCCACAGACCUCUUAAUAAGAAAUCCAUGGAAAGGUUAGGAUCAAAGAGUACAACUAGUUCCUCCAUUCCAUUAGUACCGAAUGCUACCUUUGGUUUAGACCUACCAGAUAACAAGACCCCACAGGCUGAAUGGAACAGUAAAUUCAUACCAAUGCAGUUACGAACUCAACCAGCAAACCUCGGAAUGAACCAGUUACAGAGGAUGAAUACGAUAAUAGCUGAUCAUAGAGGAGGAUACCCAAUUGACCAGAAGAAUCGUGUACAGUUCAAGCGUGUAGAAGCCUUGGCCAGAAGUCAUACCACUUUGGAUAUGAAACCUCCAGGUACUCCUACCUUGGCAGAUCAAUUGGACCAAUUUCCUAUAAAAUCAGCUAAAGAAACAAGCAGAAGUGCGGCAGGACAUAAAUCCAAAAGAACUCAAAACAAAUUAGUUAAUUCUACUGUUCAGCGUGGGGAACCAGAUUCACUGCUGUUACAACAAUCUUGGGCAGUUAAUACAUCUCUUGCCAGUGCAAGGUGACCAGUCUAGAUUCCAGGAAAUAUUCCUGAAUAAAUGAAGAGACAAAUUUUGUGGAUUUUGAAAAAUAAUGGUUGGAUAAUUAAGAAUUUUACAUGGAAAAGUCUUAAUUUUGUUAUACCAGCAUAAAUGUCACAUGUUGUAGGGAGAUAUUUUAUGUCAUAAGGGAUUUGAUUUUUCUUUUCUUAAACAAUAUUUUCCUACUUUUGGUAACUAGUUUAUCAAUAUUUUAGAAGUUUGAACAGAUAAACUUAAACAUAAAAAUUAAAAAAAAUAGUAUUCUUUUGUGGCUUUUUAACAAAGAGGGGAAAUUUUACUUUUGAAAAAGUAUUUUUUAUAUAUAUAAUAACUAUUAUUGUUAGUUAUGCACAUACAGAAGAAAUGGUGCUGGACUCUAGUGCCUUAGUCACACUUUUGUCGUUUUUCUUCAGUAUUCUUUAAAACCUUUACAAGAUUAUUGAUAUUCAGGAAAAAUAGAAAAUAUGACAUUACAUAUGAAUAAUUGUUGUACUAAAUUUAUUAUUCAAUUGCCAGGCUGAGCUGCUGAUUAUGAACUUCUACAAGCAGUAAUGAAAAAUAAAAAAUGGUCAAUUCCACUAUUUUUUACGGUAAAGAGCACACUAAUUUCUAACAAAUUCUUGAAUCAAUUUAGGAAUUUUGACUUAUUGAUAUUAUUAUGAAGUUUUAUUCAAAGAUGCACAAUUUACUGAUUCAAGUGUCUUACUUCAGUACACAUUUAUAUUUUCAUUAGAGAAAUUUCAUGAGUCUGUCCGACAAUAAAUGAUAGCAGUUAUUUGUUAAGAUUCUAGAUUUUCUACAGACAAAUAUCCUAUUUAUAGUUGUAUAAUGAUGUUUUUCUAUGUUUUUGCAAUAAACAAAACAAUUCUUUACUUUAAUUUGAAAAAAAAUCCUAAUUUGUUGACAUUAAAAACACAGCUUUAUUUGAUGAAGAGUGUAAACACAAAUAAAUGUUGAUAUUUGACAUUCUUACCUUUUAAAAAGGUAUAGGUCUUAUAAAAAGGAGUUGAAUGGUUUCUAAUUCAACAAUUAUAGCAAUGAAAAUGGAGAGUAUGUUUGACUUAAGUAUGUUAAAAGUUUUGCAAUAUUAAUGUGAAAAAUCCUCUUAUUAUCAUGAUAUGAAUUCAAAGUAUUCAUAAAAAUGUUUCUGCAAUAAAUAGAAUUUAUUGAAAGUGAUUGAAGGUAUUUACUUGUAUUCUUGUCCUUUAUGUGUUCCUUCUUCUAUCCCUCAUGGUGCUCAUUGCAAAGCAUUCAUUUAAGAGAAUAAUCAUCAAGGAAUUACAAUGUUGUCAUAGUGUAUCUAUGAGUUAACUUUACAAAGAUUAGGAGGAAUAAAGAGAAAGUUAUCUUUACUGGUCUAUAUUAACAUCUCAAUUAAAUGCUAAUUCUGCCAUUGAUUGUCCAUGAUCUUCAAGCAGUCAAGGUUUUUAUGCCCCACCUACAAUAAUAGAGGGGCAUUAUGUUUUCUGGUCUGGGCGUCCAUUUGUCCGUCUGUCUGUUCGUCCGUCCGUCUGUUUGUUCAUCCGUCUGUCCCGCUUGAGGUUAAAGUAUUUGGUCAAUGUAGUUUUUGAUGAAGCUGAAGUCUUGAACUUGAAACUUAGUACACAUGUUGCUUAUGACAUGAUCUUUCUAAUUUUAAUGCCAAAUUAAAUUAUUUACCCAAUUUCACGGUCCAUUGAACAUGGAAAAUGAUAGUGCGAGUGGGGCAUCCGUGUACUUUGGACACAUUCUUGUUUAUACAUAUUAUGGAUCAAUUGAAAAUUCUAUGUACAUUUCUUUCCUUCUAAAAAAAACCUUUUAUCCAAUAGUUCCUUAAAAGCUGUAUUUUGUCAACUGUCAUAAUAUAGACUAAUUUAAAAAUUUAGCAAUAUUUAUGAAUUGUUGUUUUUUUAUUAAUUGUUAUUACUAGUGCACAUGUGUUUUUCAUAUUUUGUGAUGAAAUGUUUUGUUCAGUGUUGAUAUGAUAAUGAUACAUUUACGGAACAUUUUACUUAAAUAUUAAUUAUAUCUUGUAUAUUUCUUUGUUAUUGACUUGAAUAGUGCAUUUUAUUUUCAUAAUUGUAUUUAAAUUUGUAUUAUAUUUUAUCAUCAAUUUUAUAGUUGUUUCAUUUUUUUUAGAAAUUUGUGCUAUUUUAUAUGUAAAAACAUAUUUACAAAUACAUCAGAUUAAAUAGCUUUGAGGAAGAAAUGCAUACUAAUAUAUUUCCAAAACUUUACAAGAAACUUUUUGUGUGUAGAUAGAAGAAAGAGCAUUGCCUAUUAGACAGCCAUCAACCUAUGAGUAAAACUUCUGCAAAUAAACAUCUUCAUGAGAGAUGACAACAAACAAUGAAAUUUCAAAAUGUGAAAUAAAUAAAUCUGUCACUAAAAGAAUAAUUUAUGUCAAUAGAAUUGAGUGAAAUGCAAAAUAUAAGAAGACUUUAAGCAAUAGUGAGGGGAAUAGGACCUUAAUCAGGACUCCGGGAUUGGGUGUUUUUAAGCCCUGGAUUUUAGGAUUGACCCUUUCGGGAUCCGGGAUUUUUUUUUUCGAAUUUUGGGAGUUCUGGAUUUCAUAUUUUUUAAGCCCAGGAUUUCAGGAUUUCAUGUUUUUAAGCUCGUGAUUUUGGGAUCAGGACCCCUCCUACCCUCCCUCAAUAGUUACAGGCUGAUGACAGGUAUAAUAGUAAGGGCGUGUGUGUUAGGCUCAUGACUAGACCAACAGCAUGUGUUUUAGACUGUUUGUGUUUGUUGUGUAUUCAAUUGGUUGUAUUCCUUUUCAGGAGUUUCUUGAUAGCAUUACAAGGAACUCUUGCAUGAAAAAUUCCAAAUGGUCAAGUUCAAAUCAUCCUUUAACAAAAUUUUACAAACUAUUUUUUGAAAAUUGUUAAAAAGAAAGUCAUUACUUCUUGUUCAUGGUUCUGUUUAAUCUGAUGUAUACAUAAAAUGUUUUGUAGACACCUCACUGAUUGUAGCUGCACAAUAAAAAUAAAAUUCAAUCUAAACAGUUAA
This is a messenger RNA of Mytilus trossulus (common blue mussel), 6824 nucleotides long. RefSeq lists its product as uncharacterized. NCBI's taxonomy places the organism in Eukaryota, Metazoa, Mollusca, Bivalvia, Mytilida, Mytilidae. The record is from RefSeq and is a predicted model, not a curated record. The coding region runs from base 198 to 3821 and encodes 1207 amino acids. Gene Ontology annotation, molecular function: protein binding. The transcript is spliced from 24 exons.